AUGGCUGCAACCGGGAUCUACUUUGUCGGCGCUCUGUUGCUGUGCCUUUGCGCUUGUGCUUGGGCAGCUCCAUCCGUGAGUGAUUUGGAGCAGUUUGGGGAACUGGAGCGCACGCUCAAGGAUCUGGCCACAUCGGUGCUGGCCAUGAAUGGUGGCACUGCUGGUGGCGGUGAGUCUGGCAUGAGUAAGUACUUCCUGCUUCCAAGCAUGACUCUGUUCACAACUCGGUGCUCUCCUUACAGCGGAUGUCAAUGCGAGGGAUCUGGAGAGCGAUAUGGAUUGGGAAAGCGAUGGCGCGACUAUUUUGGAGUAUCUGAACAAGCUGUCCCUAUGAAAAUGGUCCGAGUUGACGGAGCUCAGUUCUCGGUGCUGCUAGACAAUGUUUUAGCAGACUUGUAG
This is a messenger RNA of Drosophila hydei, 399 nucleotides long. RefSeq lists its product as uncharacterized. The record is from RefSeq and is a predicted model, not a curated record. The transcript has a single exon. The coding region runs from base 1 to 399 and encodes 132 amino acids. NCBI's taxonomy places the organism in Eukaryota, Metazoa, Arthropoda, Insecta, Diptera, Drosophilidae.